UCUUCUUCUCUAAAUCUGUCUAUUUUCUAUCAUGAAUGCCGCGACGAUUUUCAGGUUUGGAGAUACCCAUCAGGAAUGGCAACUUAUUUACAAAGCCACCAAAGAUGGAUUCUCUUCACAAACAUUUCAUGAGAAAUGCGACGACUUUCCAAAAACAUUUACCGUUGUGGAGGUACGAAAACAGUCAUAUGAAUAAUGUAUUGAAAAACUAUCUGUUGUUUGAAUUUCUGUUUCUGGCGCAUGCAAGUCAAAUGAAGACAUAUGUUUGUGAUGUUGUCUCUGCACUCUUAAAAAGUGUAUACUAAAGCAACACACCUUUUAUGUCCAGAAAACAACACACCUUAAGGUGUAACAUGUUACAGUAACACACCUUAAGGUGUGUUAUUCGCUUGUCCAGAAAACAACACACCUUUAGGUGUGUUUUGAGAAAAGGUGUGUUUGUUAGCACGCCUUGGUGUGUUGCUGUGCUGUGCACGCCUUAAGGCGUGCUACAGUAACACACCUUAAAGUGUGCUGCUGUAACACACCUGAUUGAUUAACCUUAUAGAAAUCAAUAAAGACACUUUUAAGUCAAAAUAAUUUAUUAUCCAAGGCAAGCUGAAAAGUUCGCUUGCACGCGGUGGGAAUCUCAGAUGGUAGAGCAUAGAGCAUUGGACUAGCAAACCAAAGCUCGCGGGUACGAAUUCAGGGGCGUAGGAAGCACCUGGAGUUUGGGGGGGCACCGGCUUGUAGGGGCACAUUACUAUCGGAAAGGGCACCUAAAAAAUUUUUCCCGGAAAUUUCUCCUGAGGAAAAUUUUCCGUCGUAUCAUACCGAAAUUUAUGUUUGUGACCUAAUUUUUAAAAAAAAUUUUGUAAAUUUCCACACAAAAACGGCACCUAUUGUUUUAAUUUAGUAUUUACAGCGACAUUAGCUUCUACAAAAGGGGCACUUUUCCUCACAAAAAAGGGCACUUUUCAACACAAAAAGGGCACUUUUUAUCACAAAAAAGGGCACUUUUAGUCCUUUAAAAAAAUUUGGGGGGGCACGUGCCCCCCGUGCCCCCCCGCUUCCUACGCCCCUGGGUACGAUUCCCACCGCGGUGAAGUAAACUUUUUAGCUUGCCCGGUGUGGAGAUACUCAGAGACAACAUUAGAAACAUAUAUUUUCUCCCGAGUGCAUGUAAACACCAAAGACGAAAAAAUAUAUAUUGCUUAAUAUUUACACUUGCAACUGUUGCUGCGAUUCCUGGUACGAUAUUCUUCUUCUGAUGCAUGUGAAUGAGUAGAUUAUGUUAUGAAUGCUCCAAGCAUUGCAGUAUGACGUAUCAUCAAAAAUUAAUCCGCCAUUUUGGGUGGCAAAAUCUUUUGUUCAACCGACUGCUACACAGCUGUGGACCAUUAUGAAUCUUUAAAGUGCUCAAACAAAAGCAUAUAAGCCGCAGUCAGCGCCACAUCUUCCUUUUAGUUUGCUUUUAAUUAACUAUUUUUAAUUUGCCACCGAAAAUGGCGAAGUCAACAAAAUAACAAAUAUGUGUAGUAACGUCACUCGCAACUGCCCAGAGGUAUUUUUAUGCGUGUAUAUCAAUUUCAGGGAUACAAUGGCUGUAUUUGCGGAGGUUAUAGUGAUGUUCCCUGGAAAUACGACAAUGGCAGUGGGAAAUACAGUCAAUCUUCAAGGUAAGGGCUCUAAUUCUUUUUUAUCCCAAUUGUCAGUAAUGUCCAAAAUCAUACGCACAAUUAAUUUUCUUCUCUUUUUAGUUGUUUCUUGUUUAAUUUGGUAAACUCUAAAGACCUUGCACCCACAAGAUUUGAUAUUAUUCGACCAAAAUAUGCAACAUUGAGCCAUACCAGGUAAGUGUAGUAUAACUACUAUCGUCGCAUCAAAUAAAACUUACUAAAGCUACGAAUAAACAUGUUUGCCGAAGGUGGACAAACCAGAAAACAUUGUUUCCUAGCCAUAUUUUGCGAAGGUGGGAGAACCAUGAAACAUUGUUUCCUAGCCAUGUUUGCCGAAGGUGGACAAACCAGGAAACAUUGUUUCCUAGCCAUGUUUGCCGAAGGUGGACAAACCAGGAAACAUUGUUUCCUAGCAAUGUUUCCUGAAGGUGGGCAAACAAGGAAACAUUGUUUCAUAUAGCCAUGUUUCCCAAAGGUGGAAAACCAGGAAACAUUGUUUCCUAGCCAUGUUUCCCAAAGGUGGAAAAUCAGGAAGCAUUGUUUCCUAGCCAUGUUUCCCGAAGGUGGACAAACCAGGAAACAUUGUUUCCUAGCCAUGCUCCCUGAAGGUGGGCAAACCAGGAAACAUUGUUUCCCAGCCACGUUUCCCAAAGGUUUCUGGAAGUAAGCCAACCAGGAAACAGUUCAGGAAAUAUUAUUUCCUGGCUAUGUGUGCAAACCAAGAAACCGUUUCCUAGUCGUGGGCAAACAUGGUCAAAUGUUUCUGGAAAAAUGUUUUCUAUUCUGAACACACUCGUAUACAUCAAGCAUACUUUCAGUUCCUUAUUAAUUCACAUGUACUACUCCUGUAGCCUUGGUCCUACAUUUGGUGCUGGGCCUGAUUUGUCAAUUGCUCACGACUGUAAUGUGAAUACUGACUCCGGCUCCAGGCUUUCACACAGCUACGGUGGAGAGCACGGUUCACCUACAUCACUCAUGGGAGCUGCUGAAUUUAAAAUCGCUGAUUAUGAAGUGUUUGCGCCAAAAGAAUGCAAAUAACCCUAAAGGAAUGUUAUUCAUCUUGCUACCAAGAGAUUUCGUUAGAUUUUACGUGCGUUCUCUUUUUGGAUCGCAAUUAUAGAAAACAGGUCGGAUUAUGUAAGACAUUGUAUUUUCUUCAUUAUACACAUCUAGGCCAAAAAAAAAUAUGUGGGUUUCUGGUUUCCCGACCCUACCUAGCUUUUGGACGUCGAAAUCCCGACCCUAAACUUUUUUGUUGGAUCAUGGUUGUAAGUGUUUCCACUUAGAGGAAAAAGUUUGUGAAAAAUUGAAAUCUGAGGCAAUAUUAGGGAAAUUUAUCUUUGGAUGUGGAAGCACUGACUAAACAAAAUGGCGUCCGCUUAUUCGGAAAAUUAAAAAAAAGUUUUAAAAAAAAAAGUUAAAACCGACCUACCCUACCUAAGUUUUUAUAAGAAGAAACCGGAAACACACAUAUUUUUUUUUUUGGCCCUAACAAAAUCUCGUUCGGAAAAACGGCUGAAGUACUCUGUAACUACUGUAUAUGUAACUAAGAUAUUGUAAACAGGUCAGUUAGAAACCUAAAUCCAACAAUUUUUUAUUUGACCUAACCUUACAAAGACUACAAAAUUGCCACAGAGAUGCGCAAUUCCUUUAACAUUGCAAAACCUAAUUUGAGCGUGACCACACUACAGUAUGUCCCUGACCAACAACCACCAUUAUUUAACUAGCUAAAGCCUGACGCACAUGAGAACAUAUGGCUGAGCUAAUCAUCAAGCAAGCGUGGCGGUUAGUUUAGCUCUUUACGUUUGUCGUAAACAUAAAGUAAAGCAGGGCCUUUUCGUCAAAUCUAUAGGGUUUGGGAUAUGCUUAUCCACUGGGAAAUUUUUAAAGUCUAAGGUAUUUACAACACAAUGUUUAGUAUUUUUAGGUUAUAUAGUUACAAAAGGCUCUGAAGUAAAGUGCUAAACUAAUAUUUUACUUCGCUCUAAAUUUCAAAAUGGCGGCAAAUAUCACGUUAUUGGUUACUACAGUAUAUAUUACGAAAGUCACGGAACUGUGGAAUCGCAUCAAAAAUUCGUAUAUCGACCACUCCCACAAACCUCUACGACCGCGCCUACAUAGUUUUGCAUGUUUACAAUUCUAAUUUUGAACAGCCAAUCAGGUUCUUGGUAAUUGGCUGUUUAAAAUUAGAAUUGUAAACAUGCAAAACUAUGUAGGCGCGGUCGUAGACGUUUGUGGGAGUGGUCCACAGUUCGGUAACUUUCGUAAUAUUCACAGCUGAGCUUAAAACUCACAACAUCCGCACACGUUGCGAUCCUUACCUCGCAUGGACAAAAUAAUCAAACACGAUAGAAUUUUUCUUCACGGCGUUAGAUUGUGUGCACACGAUAUAGCGAUUUUCUCAGCUAAAUUAAAGCUCUCAUGUGUGACAGGCAGGCUUCAGCUUUCAUAUUCAAAUAUACUAAACUCCUUGGAUAUCACAGAAUGGCAUGAAUGACAUCAAUGAACGAAGAAUGGCAUGAGAACAAGUUCAUUUCAUUGUGACCAAACUGCAAUCUCUCUAAUUAAUAACCAUCUUGAAUUGCCCCUUUCAUCCACAUUAAGUGUAGUGAUAGUCAUCUUAACACAUUUCACAUUUGGCAACUCAACAGUACCAGAGUCAAUUUUUCCACUGCUUGCAGAACUCGAUAGUAACUUAUACCCUUGUUCGUUGCAAUUCCCAGCUUUCGAACUAUCAGUGGUCUCUAGUUUACAUUCAGUCAUAAGAUCAACUGGUGCGAAAUCACUUCCACUUUCAAAAACGAUUCGAGUUAACGUUAGUUCUUUCAUAAAUUCAAGAACAACGAAAUCGUUAAGCUUGACAUUCUUGCCCCAGAAAUAGCCAAGGUUCGAUGAUCUAUAUGGGCCGUCGAUGGUAUUCGAUUCAAACACUUGGAUGUUAGUAGAAAUAAAAGCAUUUGGGUUCGUGGCAUCUACAUAGCGUCUUUUGUUUGGACGGGGUUCAAACUUUUUCAAUCCUCCUUCGACUCUACGAGUUUGACCUUUCAGCGACGAUUCGCGACCAAGAUGUCGAAAUAAUGCUGGACGAUAAAUGUCUUUCGGACUAUUUCCGUAUAAAUGCACAUCGUUAUAAUGCCGGAAUAGAAUAUCGACAGGAAAUAUCCAGUAGUACAUUUUAACAAAUAGAGCCAGUCUGCCCAAAUCAGAUGUCUUGAAAAGCAUACCAAUGAACCCCGAAGUGCCAAAUUGUAAAUUUGACCACUUUGACCGACCACGUGCUUGAAUAAAAUUCUUCAUUUCUCGGAAAUAUGUUUGCGAGACAGAAAUAUCGUCUUCCAAUUGGAGGUAAUAACGACCAAGUUUCCGACAGUAGGCAAACAAUAAUGCAUAGUCAAUGCAUUGUUUUGAACGCCACUUAACACGAUCUGGCUUAUCCUUCCAUAAUGCAGGCAGGUUAUCAAGUUUAGGAUAAAAUGAUAUGUCAGGUUUGAUUACUUCAAUGAGACCCGCGGCAACUUCGUUUGCAAAUUCGUUCUUGAUAAAAUUUACAGUCCUAUCAUUUGGCCCUAGAUCGAAGUUUGCACUGAAGACAACAAUAUGGCAUUGUUUUGUCUCAUUUUCGUUCAGAUAUUUCACUAAAUGUCGUAGUGUGGAUGAGAUAUAGUCUGUAGUGUCUCGUUUCACUGUAGGAAUGCCAAUCACAAUGUCCACUGGAAAAAAAACAAGCUAUA
Paramuricea clavata is the source of this 5389-nucleotide messenger RNA. NCBI's taxonomy places the organism in Eukaryota, Metazoa, Cnidaria, Anthozoa, Malacalcyonacea, Plexauridae. The record is from the annotation of a GenBank genome assembly.